AUGCCGACUAUUUCAUGCGACAAGGAGGAUUUGUAUAAGGCGCUGGGGAAACAAUACACCAAAGAUGAGUUCGACGAGCUGUGCUUCGAGUUCGGCAUUGAGCUCGAUGAGGACACCUCAGAGUCGAAGAGGCCGAUUGUAGACGGUGUAGAGGAGCGACCACAGCUCAAGAUUGAGAUUCCCGCCAACAGAUAUGACAUGCUGUGCUUCGAGGGCAUUGCCAUGAACCUCAAUGUCUUCCUGGGCCGACAACAGACCCCCAAUUACAGACUUGUCGCCCCACCCAAUGGCGAACUCCUUACAGUCAACGUCACCAAGGAUACUGAAAGGAUACGGCCCUACUUCUCAUGUGCUAUUCUCCGCAACAUCAAGUUCGACAAGGCCCGGUAUGAGUCUUUCAUCUCGCUCCAGGACAAGCUCCACCAGAAUCUGGCACGUCAAAGAACGUUGGUUUCGAUUGGUACUCACGACUUGGACACGAUUGAGGGACCAUUCUCCUACGAAGCGCUUUCACCAGAGGAGAUCAAGUUCGCGCCUCUCAACCAGACCAAGGUCAUGAACGGCAAGGAGAUGAUGGAGUUCUACGAGAAGGACAAGCACCUGUCUCGCUACCUGCACAUCAUCCGCGACUCGCCCGUAUAUCCCAUAAUCUACGACAAGAACAGGACAGUGCUCUCGAUGCCUCCAAUCAUCAACAGCAACCACUCCAAGAUCACGCUCGAUACCAAGAACGUCUUCAUCGACAUCACGGCCACGGACAAGACGAAGCUGGAGAUCGUUAACCACAUGAUCGUAGCAAUGUUCUCGGAAUACUGCGCGGAACCUUUCACCAUCGAGCCCGUCAAGAUUGUUUCGCCCCACAACGGCGAGUCUCGAGAAGCACCUGAUCUUACUCCUCGUGUGACUCAGGCAUCGGCCGGCUUCAUCAACUCUGUCUGCGGGCUCAAAGAAUCACGCGAGUCUAUCUGCAAAUUGCUCUCGAAAAUGUGCUACAGCGCAAAGCCUUCACAGACCGACUCGGACAAGCUGGACAUUGACAUCCCGAUUACACGCGCCGAUGUAUUGCACCAGGCCGACAUCAUGGAAGACGCUGCCAUCGCAUACGGCUUCAACAACCUACCACAGAAUUUCCCCAGCACAUCCGCCUCCGUCGCCGCUGCCCUACCCAUCAACAAGCUCGGCGACAUUGUCCGGCUCGAAGCAGCCAUGGCAGGCUGGAGCGAAGUCAUGCCUCUAAUCCUGUGCAGCCACGACGAGAACUACGCAUGGCUGAACCAGAAAGACGACAACCUCGCCGUCCGACUCGCAAACCCCAAGACCGCCGAAUACCAGAUCGUACGAACAUCCCUCAUUCCAGGUCUCCUCAAGACCAUCCGCGAGAACAGACGGCACGCGGUACCCAUGAAGAUCUUCGAAGUUGCCGACGUCUGCUAUAAGGACUCUUCCCUUGAGCGACGGAGUCGCAACGAGCGACACUUCGCCGCAGCAUGGUACGGCAAGUCUUCCGGUUUCGAGCAAGUGCACGGUCUGCUCGACCGCAUCAUGUUGAUGCUCAAGUCGACGUUCAUCACGAGAGAGGACGGACUCAAGAACGAGAAGGUCCAGGGGUACUGGAUUGAGGAAGUCGAUGACCCAACAUACCUCGCCGGCCACUCGGCCGCCAUCUUCCUGCAUCUCGAUGGCAAGCCGCAGCGCAUCGGCACCUUUGGCAUCCUCCACCCAACUGUGCUGAAGCGCUUCGACCUGCCAUUCCCGACGUCGACGUUGGAGAUCAACUUGGAGGUCUUCCUAUAG
This is a messenger RNA of Zasmidium cellare ATCC 36951, 1794 nucleotides long. RefSeq lists its product as uncharacterized. The record is from RefSeq and is a predicted model, not a curated record. Gene Ontology annotation, molecular function: RNA binding; magnesium ion binding; phenylalanine-tRNA ligase activity. The transcript has 2 exons. Gene Ontology annotation, cellular component: cytoplasm; phenylalanine-tRNA ligase complex. Gene Ontology annotation, biological process: phenylalanyl-tRNA aminoacylation. Bases 1 to 1794 code for a protein of 597 amino acids. Lineage: Eukaryota; Fungi; Ascomycota; Dothideomycetes; Mycosphaerellales; Mycosphaerellaceae.